Patiria miniata (bat star) is the source of this 3702-nucleotide messenger RNA. RefSeq names its product LIM domain kinase 1-like (gene limk2). Gene Ontology annotation, biological process: protein phosphorylation; actin cytoskeleton organization. The transcript is spliced from 14 exons. Gene Ontology annotation, cellular component: nucleus; cytoplasm. The record is from RefSeq and is a predicted model, not a curated record. Lineage: Eukaryota; Metazoa; Echinodermata; Asteroidea; Valvatida; Asterinidae. The coding region runs from base 460 to 2259 and encodes 599 amino acids. Gene Ontology annotation, molecular function: protein binding; ATP binding; protein serine/threonine kinase activity.
GUAUAUGUAUAACCUUGACUUGCUAUCGCACUGUGCUUUCCAUAAAAAAAAACAGGUCAACUUUUUAAUCUCCUUGGAGCUCCUGAAAUUUUCAGGGAAUCCCCCACGGUCAUCUUUAUUCAAAUUGAAACUGCUCAAACUCUUGUUAUGGAUGAGUUGGCUUCCGAUGGUCACGAUUCUACGUAUUCAUCAUGGACCAUUAGGAAGUCCACAGGAUAUGGUACGCUGGAACGACCGGAAAGCCCUCUCGGCAUGCUCCAUGGACAAGGUUGCAUAAAUGCUGACGUCCAACCCGCAUCAAUUACGACAUGAUUUAAAAAUAAACGGGUCCAAAUCAACUGUGGCUGCAAAUCAACAAUAAGUCAGACAGAAAGAGAUCAUUCAUUUGCUCGGCUGUGGUGUUUGUUGCUUCAUUGAAUUUUGUAACUUGUGACUGUGUUGUAAGCUGCCUGUGUUGAGAUGUCUUUGGAAUGUCUCCGUAUUUUGGUUGCUGGGGAGCACAAGUACCACCCAGACUGCUUUGUAUGCAUCAAGUGCAGUGUGUUCAUCGGCGAUGGUGAUGGCUAUGCAUUGGUGGAGAGAUCUAAACUCUACUGUGGCCAGUGCUACCACAACAUACUGGUACCCAUCAUCUCCACGUCCCCAGACACCAGGGCUCCCCAUACCGUCCAGCUGGUUACCAUACCGCCAACUCCAGAGGGCCAGAAGAGGUUUUCCGUAGCGGUGGAAGAGACUCUGCAAUAUCCAACGUCACCAACACCAGAAACUGAAAGGGUUUCCAUGCGGGGACUAUGUGUUAAAGAUGUUGACUCCCUCCCUGCCGAAUCAACUCUUAGAGUUGGAGACAGAAUUCUGGAGGUCAAUGGAACACCUGUCAGGAAGCAAAAUUUGCAUGAGCUUGAUAGGUUAAUCAGCCAAAGCACGACUGAGCUUCAUCUGACCGUCGAGCACGACCCCCAGCCUGCCUCCACGUCAACAAAAACAACCAAAACAACAACAACAACGACAACAACAACAGAUUCUCCUGUGACAACUCAGGAGCACCAUUCCACAACCUCGACAUCAGUGAUUAUCAAACCAAAGACAUUAAACCUAGCAGCUAGACAACAGAUCCAACAGAAUCAGGAAGAUAAGGAGAGAAAGAUGAAGUUGGAAUUAGACCUCCCUAUCACAAGGCCAGAGAGAGGCUCAUCCUUGUCCAAAAUGAAGAAAGCUGAUGAUGUUACUAUGUCGCAAUCUCUCUCCUCCCCUAUCAACCGAGCCUCCUCCUGGAAGCAGACAGUCAAGAACCAUCGCAUCUUCCGACCUUCUGACCUCAUCAAGGGAGAGGUGCUAGGCUCAGGGUUCUUUGGCCAGGCCAUCAAGGUAACUCACAGACAAACAGGUGAGGUGAUGGUUGUCAAGGAGUUGAUCAGAUUUGAAGAUGAUGCGCAAAGGAAUUUCCUCAAAGAGGUUAAAGUACUGCGUAGCCUGGACCAUGUUCAUGUGCUGAAAUUCAUAGGGGUUCUCUACAAAGACAAGAAAUUAAGCCUAGUUACAGAAUUCAUUGAUGGAGGGACGUUACGGCAUGUUGUCAAAAACAUGGGUCCUGACUAUUCCUGGCUCCACAGAGUCAACAUUCUGCGAGAUAUUUCCUUUGGAAUGACAUAUCUGCACUCGAUGGGUAUCAUUCACAGAGAUCUGAAUUCACAGAACUGCCUCGUCAGAAAGAAUGGAUCAGUAGUCGUAGCUGACUUUGGUCUGGCGCGAGUUAUGGUUCAGGACAAGAGUGAUCCCAGACUGCAGCCGUUUGAACGCAACUCAUCAACGCGGAGAUCUGGCCGCAAAAAGCGCUACACCGUAGUGGGAAACCCAUACUGGAUGGCACCAGAAAUGUUGAAAGGCAAGGCCUAUGAUGAGCGAGUUGAUGUCUUCUCCUAUGGCAUCAUCAUGUGUGAGCUGAUUGGUCGGGUCAGUGCCAACCCAGACCAUCUACCUAGGACCAUGACCUUUGGCCUUAACGUACCGCUCUUUAAGGAGCAGUUCUGUGAUGGCUGCCCGACACGUCUGUUUGAUGUAGCCGUCAAAUGCUGCGAAGUUGAACCAGAAAGAAGACCGGAUUUUACAGAUAUCCAGUCCUGGCUGAAAUCUCUGUCGCUCAAGGUAGAAUCCAACGGCCUGACGAAUGGUAGUGUUGAAGUCCUGAAAAUUACACCGUCAACAUCGUCUGACAACUCUGGCGGGUCCUCAUCAACUGGACAGGAGAACUCUGCACCCUAGAGUAGGCAUUGUGAUGUCAUCAUCUUGAGAUGUCAUCAUCUUGGCAGUACAGCCCAGCUUCGCAAUUCCUCAAGGCUCCUGCAUUAUUCACCAGUUGUGGAGAUCAGAUGGCAGUAUAGCUCUGCAUCAUCUGAAACUUAAGGGAGAAAUAAUUCAGGCAUAAGCGCUAAACUGCACUAAAUACUGGAAAAUAUCCUCCUGCACUUCUUGUCAUGAUAAGAAUAGUGACUCCAAAUCAUCUAAAGGUAGUGGACUUCUAGCAGUAGAGCUCAUCAUCAUAUAUUACAAUCAUGUAAACAAUGUUUUGCUAUAGAGCUAAUGGAUGAAACAAUCAGUGAAGCUUAGCAUCCUGCCACGUACAAGGGACUUUUGGGGGCUUUAACAUAGCUUCACAUGCUGGGCCCAUCUAAUAGGAGAUCAUGCUCAAUAUCCAGGGCAUGUGGAUGCAGAGAAUUUAUCAGCUAUCCACUGGUGGGCUUUCACUGGAUUUCUGGAUGGAAAAUUUGUGGAUAGAAUCCUGUGGAAUCUGUGUAUUGCCUCACAUUGGGCCCGAGAAUACCUCUUGCCAAUCUAAUUUAGGGCAUUAUUAACCUCAUUAAUGGACACAACUUACUGGCUCUCCCCCUUGUCACAUUCUUGAUAAGCCUUCCUUACACCAUACCACAAUAAUUGUGAUGUCAUCAAUAAGACUAGUAAAGCUCAGCUUCACAUUAGACCUGUGGAUGUCAUCAACAAGGCAGUAGAGCUCAGCUUUGUGUUAGAUAUGUACAUGUAGAUGUCAUCAACAAGGCAGUAGAGCUCAGCUUCACAUUAGACCUGCGGAUGUCAUCAACACGGCAGUAAAGCUCAGCUUAACAUUAGACCUGUGGAUGUCAUCAACACGGCAGUAGAGCUCAGCUUCAUGUUAGACAUGUGGAUAUCAACAAGGCAGUAGAGCUCAGCUUCAUGUUAGACCUGUGGAUGUCAUCAAAACGGCAGUAGAGCUCAGCUUCAUGUUAGACCUGUGGAUGUCAUCAACAUGGCAGUAGAGCUCAGCUUCAUGUUAGACCUGUGGAUGUCAUCAACAAGGGAGUAGAGCUCAGCUUCAUGUUAGACCUGUGGAUGUCAUCAACACGGCAGUGGAGCUCAGCUUCACAUUAGACGUGUGGAUGUCCUCGUUAAAUUCUGUGAAUAUGUAUAUUGGAAUCAGAGCAGCUGCAUUUUGUCAGUCAAUGUACAAAGCAACAAAAACCAUUCCUUGUAUGUGCUUUUUGUGACUACAGCAUGCACAUACAUGUUAGCAGCCUUUGCUGUAAAUAAUGUUUUUUAUGUGGCCGAGAAUUGUGUACAAUGAGUGAGUCUUCAUCAUUGACUUUUACAAAUAUUAUUUAUUGGUGUUUAAUAAUCCUAGCAAUGUUGACAGGCCCAUAUGAGUGCAUACACACACAGAGACCUUGUCUAUUA